Messenger RNA from Linepithema humile (Argentine ant), 2352 nucleotides. It is a transcript of the gene Loxl2, whose product is annotated as Lysyl oxidase-like 2. Gene Ontology annotation, cellular component: membrane. NCBI's taxonomy places the organism in Eukaryota, Metazoa, Arthropoda, Insecta, Hymenoptera, Formicidae. The record is from RefSeq and is a predicted model, not a curated record. Gene Ontology annotation, molecular function: protein-lysine 6-oxidase activity; copper ion binding. Gene Ontology annotation, biological process: peptidyl-lysine oxidation.
CUCUUUGCGGUGAAAAGAUCGAAUGUCAAAGCAAGAACAGGAGAAGGAAGAUUACAAAGCGAGAGAAAACCGAGAGAAAGAAGAGAUCUUCUCGAAGUUCCAUCUUCCGUCAGAGGUCGGAUAUCAUCAUGGCUAUUCUAAUCGCGUCAACAGUUGGUUUAAACGGGUCAUCGGGGCUACGGUCAGCAACGAAUCGUUCAGGAAGAGAUUGACGAUGCGGUAAAAAAGGCGAUCCGCCAUCUGGACUGCCGAUGAUCUUAUAAGUCGGCGCGGUGUGUGCCUUACGAGUCAAGAAGCGUGCGCAUCGCGUGGCGUGCUGCACGAUCAGUAGCUCGCGGAAUCAUAUGCAAAAUCGCGUGUGCGAUUUUCUGAGAAUUUAUAACCAGAAAACAAUCCGGAAAGAGUGUAAUUAAACUGUGAGUGCUCGCGCAUAACUCAUUGUGUUCAAAUAUAUACAAUAUCGAACAACAUGGACGUAGACGUGUACGAGUGUACGCAGUGGCGACCAUCGUGCAUAUGAUACUCUUGUGAUAAGGAAUAUCUUUAUAACGCAAGAAACAUGAGAUGGCAAUUACAACGAAUAGGGAUCGCAUUUAGCUUUAUAGUGCUAUUAUCUGAAUUGUGCACGAGCAAUAAUGAUACUAGGACUAAUAAUCGUAACAAGAUAGUCAGGAAACUAAAGAAGGAUUUCCGAAAGCUGAAAAAAGAGGAGGGAGCGCUAAGGCUAACAGGAGGCGAAAAUGGCGAUCACGAAGGAAACGUGGAAAUACUUCACGACGGGAAGUGGGGCAGUAUAUGCGACGACGAAUGGGACGACUUGGAGGCCAGUGUGGUUUGCAGGCAAUUAGGCUUCAACGGUGCAAUUAAAGCGACAACGUACGGCCACUUUGGUCAGGCCAGAAGAAGAUACUGGAUGGACAACGUUUACUGCGACGGGACUGAAAACGAACUCGCGAAAUGCCGUUUUGACGGAUGGGGCAUCUCCGACUGUGGCAGCAACGAAGCGGCCGGCGUCAUUUGCGCGCACGAUGAGAAAGCAAAAGCAUCACUGUCACCGGUCCAACCGGAGAGAUCACCACCAAAAGCCAGAAUAAAGGACACAUAUCAACAAGGAACGGCGUUACGAUUAUCCGGAGGACGCGUACAUUCCGAAGGCCGAGUGGAAAUUAAAUUGGGCAAUGCAGAUUGGAGUGUCAUUUGCGGCGACAGUUGGUCUAUUCUUGAGGCCAAUGUGGUUUGCCGUCAAUUGGGCCUCGGCUAUGCCUCAGAUGCGGUGCAAACUAACUUUUUCAACAACGGGGAACCGACACUGAUGUCGAUUAGUGGUAUACAGUGUCGGGGAAACGAAGGAAAUCUAGCAGAGUGUUUACAUGACAAGAUAAUAGACUGUCCAGGGACGGCGGAAAACAUAGCGGGAGUGGUGUGUCGUCGCGAAAUAGCCGAUCUCGUGUUCGAUCAUCUCGAGCUGAUGCGCACGGCGCAUCUAGAGGAUCGUCAGCUCUAUUGGCUGCAGUGCGCGAUGGAAGAAAAUUGCGUGGCAUCGCAGGCCUACAAAGUGCAACGGGAAUCCGAAAAUUGGCAUCUAGAAACGAGGCGACUGUUGCGCUUCACGGCGAGGAUCUUGAACGCGGGCACUGCGGAUUUCCGUCCCUCCGUGCCCAAACACUUGUGGGAAUGGCACAUGUGUCACAUGCAUUAUCACUCGAUGGAAGUGUUCGCCACUUUCGAUGUAAUCGAUUCGAACGGCAAUAAAGUCGCCGAAGGCCAUAAGGCGUCCUUCUGCCUGGAAGACAAUCAAUGUAUACCCGGUGUUCAACCUAGGUACAAAUGCGCCAAUUACGGAGACCAAGGUAUUUCCGUUAAUUGCAGUGACAUUUACAAGCACAAUAUCGACUGCCAGUGGGUGGACAUCUCCGAGCUCGAGCCAGGACAUUACACGUUCAAGGUCGCGGUGAAUCCUGAAUUUAAAGUUGGCGAGAUGUCGUUCGAUAACAAUGCGGCGAUCUGCCGUUUGCUUUAUACGGAAACUUUUGCAACUGUCCACAGUUGCAUAAUGGGACGUCCUUGACACAAUGCGCACGAUUGCGGGGAUUUUUCUAGCCGCAGACAAUUCACGGGGUGAGAUUAAUGUCGGCUCAUUCGCAUACUGAGUGCGAUAAACGAGAAGCGACAUAUUGCGACCUUAUGAAUUCAAUAAUAUAAUUUCCUAACAUAGAUAUAUAGAUUCGCGAAUAAAUUUGAACAGGUUUCAAUCGAGAUGCGAUAUACAUGUAGGUAUAUUGUAUCAAAUUAAAAAAUUGCAAAACAAACAUUUUUAAAACAAAUAAAAAAAAUUUUUAUGCCGAUUUUAAA